Molecule: messenger RNA, 2534 nt
Organism: Brassica rapa (field mustard)
Lineage: Eukaryota; Viridiplantae; Streptophyta; Magnoliopsida; Brassicales; Brassicaceae
Product: EPIDERMAL PATTERNING FACTOR-like protein 4
Biological process (GO): guard cell differentiation; stomatal complex development
Source: RefSeq, a predicted model, not a curated record
AGAAAGAAAAAAAAAACCUAAUCGCAUUUCCGGUCGACGCGAGGCUCCUCUAACCACCUUCGGUUUGGUUUGUGUUUCUUUAUCGACUAGUUUGCAUGUGUUUGUUCUUGGUGUUGAAUAACUUUGAUCGGAGUUCUAGAUACUGAUGUUUGUUUGGUUUUGGAGGCACCUAAUCUACGGUGGUGAUCGUCCGACUUGUCUCUGGGAAGGGAGGCUUUCAGCUUCUGCUUCGCCGGCUUAUGCUUCCGAGAGGUGGUGGCUUCUUCAGCAUCUAUCGUCAGCUUUGUCCCUCGGAUUUAUCCUGAUCUUGUCGAUUUAUGAAUAUGUGCUUCAUCCGCUACUCUGCCUCUCGAGCUAAUAUAUGUGUCGCAUGCUUGUAUGUCGGUGAUGGAUGAUAUGGUAGGCAUUUAAUUUCUGGUGAUUUCGUAGAUCUGUGUGGGUAUUGUUGCUCGUUGUUGAGCUUUAGUUUAAAGCUUCUUUGGUUGUUUUCGGUGUUUGGGCUUUUGUAGUUUCGGUGUUUGAGCUUGGUCUAUGUUAGACCUCGUUUUCUCUAAUUAUAUUACAGAUGGCAAAAGAAAAAAAUAGAACAUUUGAUUGUCGUGUCUAAAUGUUAUUUAUUUUAUAAUUAAUAGAUGUAUCAAGAUACAACAUCUAUAUACUAAAUUGUUCAUUAAAUAUUUUAUAAUAACAUUUUAGUGCUAUUAGUUAAAAAGACAAGGGCAAAAUUUAUAUGACACAAUAAAAUAAUUAUUAUGUUCGAAUAAAUAUGUUCAAAAAUAUAUUUAUAACAAAAAUAUUAUUAUAAAUAAAUCUGAUUUUACGAUUAUGGCAGAAAAACUUAAUUCCGUGGAAAUUUUGAUUCUGUAGAUUCAAUGGGAAAAAUAAUUUUGCGUUUUUUGGAAAAAAUGUGUCUUUGCAAUUUUGACGAAAACUUGAUUUGUCAUUCUGCUGAAAAAAAUCUGAUUUUGCGGUUUUAGUGAAAAAAUUUAAUUUUAUAAAUUUGGCGGAAAAUUAAAUUUUGAAAUUUUGCGGUUUUUAUAAGAAAACAUAAUUUGUCGUUUUGGGAGAAAUUUUGAUUUUUAAUUUUUGGAUGGAAAUCCUAAUUUUUCGGUUUUGGAAAAAUUCAAUUUAACAUUUCUAGCAAGAAACGUCGACUUUGUGAUUUUGGUAUAAAAGUUUUAGUGGUUUUGGAAAAUUUACGAUUUUGAAUUUUGGACAAGAAAAUUUGAUUUUGGAUUUUGACAGGAAUACAAGCACAGUAGUGUAACUAAAUAAAAAUUAUAUAUAUACCUUGUUUUAAGUUUCAUCACUAAAAAGUCAGUUUUUUUUUUGAGCAAUACUAAAAAGUCAAUUUUAUAGGAUGUUUCCGUUAGACCAUUAUUCAGAAUCUAAUUUUUAUGAACUUGAAAGGAUGAACAGCCAUUGGGGUCAAUGGUGACUAUAGUCUGAUUCAACUCGUGGAAAUGAGUUAUACGUUUUACAAUUUUCUACAAUACCAUAUAAUUUUAUUUUAUAACUAACUCAUUAGCUUUUUAUAUAUUUUUACUUUAGCUAAUAGGUAAACCAAGAAAUGUUUAAUUAUCCGGUUUAAUUAACACAUGAUUUGAGCAUCUAUUUCAAACUGAUGUUUUUAGUUGGGGUGGGGGGAGGGCUUAGAGGUCAAGUUUUAGACUUUAAAUGGUAACAACCGCACCGCACCGCACCGCAGUUAACAGUAACAAAAAUCAAUGGGUUAAUAUAAUGGAUAGUAAUCUCACUAAAGUGUUACUGAAGAGUUAAAACAAGAGUAAAUAACUAAAUACAGUCAAAUAGAAAGAAAACAAAAGAAAGACAAUAGAAAUUUGUAUUUAAUAACUGGAUUCCAAAGCUUCAUGUGUCUAUUCAAUACACUGUUCACACUCUCUCUGUCUAAGUUUUUUUGAACUUAAGACCAAAUGAAUAACCCCAAAUCCCAAACACACAAGCAUAAACCCCAAAAAACUCUCUCCAGUUAAAAGGAACGAAAACAACAAAUAGCCACACACUUGUCUCUGCUAACGUUCGCAUUCUCGCCGGUUCUUGCUAAUGGGCGCUCUCCGUCGCCGCCGACGCUUUAUUCUCGCUGCACUCGCCACAUUUGCUCUCCUCCACCUCUUCUUGGCCGUCUCCACAGUUUCCGCGGGUGGAUGGCUUGGUCAAAGAACCGGGUCGGAUUUUCACGGUCAUUUUACGGGGAAUAAGCGGUUUGGCGGACCUGGUUCAUCACCACCGACGUGUAGAUCGAAGUGUGGGAAAUGUCAGCCGUGUAAACCUGUUCAUGUACCGAUACAACCCGGUAUGAGCAUUCCAUUAGAGUAUUAUCCUGAAGCUUGGCGGUGUAAGUGUGGCGACAAGAUUUUCAUGCCGUAGAUUGUUAAAGAGUGUUUUAGUGCUUUUUGUUUUGUUUUUCUCAUUUCUCUCACUUCAGUUUCGCUGAUUAAUUAGUGUAAUCAAACUUUUGUGUUAAUAAUUUAAUAUUAAAAUGUUAGUCUCUAGGAAGGCAACUUUCGCUGUGA